UUGUUCCGAAAAAUAUACACCGUGGCGUAAGCUUCUAUUUACUAUGAGGAUAACUUUUUUUUAAAAUACGUAUUUAUAUAAAUUCUUAUUUUCUCACGAAAAUACCACCGGCUACAGUAAACUAGAUUUGCUUUGAUGGCUAGUUAACUAACAUGUGAGUAGUUUUGUCUGUUUGCUUGACAUGUACUGCUCUUAGCUAUUAACACAUGAAAUAAACCUUUAAUUCCCGGAGAAAAAAAAGUUUACAAUAUAUUAACGUUAUUUUCGGCUGCUGAACGCAGGCUCACAUAGUAGCUCAAGUUUAGCAUGUCCUCUGUCAGCUACUGUCAGCACUACAAGCUUGAAUAGACAUCACCAGGACAGAAGAUUUAGUGCAAUAUGUCUGCGUGUAAAAGGUUACUUUACUUUGUGAAGCACCGAAGCUUAUGGACGCAUUAUCGGAGAAAUGUCACAACAUGGUCUCCUGUCGGAGCUGCCUUCAAUUCCAAACCUCACAGGAGACUGAACAUGUUCGAGAAAAACGUGGGUUUGUUUGGACUGCCAGAGCUCAGCUGUCCUGCAGGCUUCCAGGCAGCAACAGAGGCAGCUCUGAAGAACACACAGCGGCUGGUGGAGAAAGCUUGUUCAUGUUCUCCAGGGGUCGAGACAGUAGAGUCUUUUGACCAGCUCUCAGAUGGUUUGUGCAAAGUGGCUGAUCUGGCAGACUUUGUUAAAGUAGCACAUCCAGAUCCAGCAUUUCGCGAGGCUGCAGAGAAGACCUGCAUAGAGAUUGGCACAGUUGUGGAGAAGCUGAACACUAAUGUUGAACUAUGCAAGAGCCUAAAAGUGUUGCUGGACAACCCGGAUAUUGUGGCUCAGCUGGACCCUGAUUCAAGACGAGUGGCAGAGUUGUUCAUGUUCGACUUUGAAAUCAGUGGAAUUCAUCUGGAUGAAAAACUGAGGAAAGAGGCAGUCGCUCUUCACGUGAAGCUAUUGGAUCUAAACAACGAGUUUCUAGUUGGCUCUCACCUGCCGAACAGAAUUGCGAGGUCUGUGAUUCCUGAGCAUCUGCACCUGCACUUUGCAAGUGAAGGAAGCUUCAUCCAAGUUGGGGGAUUACAUGCAGACUCCCCGGAUGACUUGGUGCGAGAAAUCGCCUACAGGAUCUACCUGUAUCCAAAUGCAGAUUUGAUGGACUGUCUGGAAGAGCUGCUAAAAUGCAGAUACAAACUGGCACAGCUGGUGGGCUACGAAUCCUACGGACACAGAGCCCUGAAGGGAACGAUGGCCAAAACACCCGAGACGGUGAUGAGCUUUCUUCAGUUGUUAACAGACAAGCUGUCAGACAGAACAGCCAAAGACUUUCAGAUGAUGAAGGGCAUGAAGACGAAACUCAACCCUCGUAAUUCUGAGCUCAUGCCCUGGGAUCAUCCGUACCUCAGUGGUGUCCUGCGUGCUGAAAGGUACAACAUAGAGCCCAGUCUGUACACUCCGUAUUUAUCUCUGGGCUCCUGUAUGGAGGGUUUGAACAACCUCUUCUCUCAGCUGUACGGUGUGUCCCUCAUGUCCGAAUACCCCAGCGCUGGAGAGGUCUGGAGUGAGGACGUCCGCAAACUGGCUGUGGUACAUGAGACGGAGGGAUUACUUGGAUAUAUCUACUGUGACUUUUUCCACCGCCACGAUAAACCUCAUCAGGACUGUCACUUCACCAUCCGUGGUGGCCGCUGGUGCCAGGAAACGGGUCAGUACCAGCUUCCAGUCGUGGUGCUGAUGCUGAGUCUGCCCCAGCCAACCAAGAGCGCCCCCACCCUGCUCACUCCGGGCAUGAUGGAGAACCUCUUCCACGAGAUGGGACACGCCAUGCACUCCAUGCUGGGACGCACUCGCUACCAGCAUGUGACGGGAACCAGAUGUGCGACUGACUUCGCUGAGGUCCCGUCAAUCCUCAUGGAGUACUUUGCCACGGACUAUAGAGUCAUCAGCCAGUUUGCACGCCAUUAUGAAACUGGACAGCCUCUGCCUGAGAGUAUGGUGGCCCGCCUGUGUGAGUCAAAGAAGGUGUGUGGAGCAGCAGACACCCAGCUGCAGGUUUUCUAUGCAGUCUUGGACCAGAUCUACCACAGCCAACCUCAGAACCGCUCCACCACUGACGUCCUGAAGGAGAUGCAGCAGAAAUUCUACGGCUUGCCUUAUACACCCAAUACGGCGUGGCAGCUGAGAUUCAGUCACCUGAUUGGCUACGGUGCCAAAUACUACUCCUACCUCAUGUCCCGUGCCGUGGCCUCGAUGGUGUGGAAACAGUGCUUCGUUCAAGAUCCUUUAAACAGGGACAUGGGUGAGCGUUACCGUCGGGAGAUGCUGGCCCACGGAGGAGCCAAGGAGCCCAUGCUGAUGGUGGAAGGGAUGCUGCAGCGACGGCCCACAAUCGAGGACUUCGUGGAUGCGCUGGUGUCUGAGCUCAACCCAAACUUUGAGACCUUCAUCAUGGACUCCGAAAGCUAAACGGUGCCUCUGUUGCCGUGGAAACGGACUUGAAACCUUUUUACAAGGUGAAACGAUUAUGCACAAAAAUGCCGAGCCAACAGGUGAAAGACGUGGCAGCAGGAUGAGCGCUCACACUCACUAAAGCAUCUUCACUAAGUCUGUAAAUGAAUCGUUAGUGUUUUGUAUAUUGCUUGGCUCUCUUAAAGUCACAUUGACUUAUUUUGAUAUAUGUGGCUAAUUAUGCUGUCAAUAUGAUAUAUGAUAAAAAUAUGAUGAGAAUUAAAGACUUUCUACAAACCCUGAAAACUCCUGAUUGCCUCUAAAUAUUAGAUGUUGCAGAUGAUCCAUUCACAGACACUUUCCCGAAGCUCUGGACCCCGUUUGUGUCGACAUUAACAGUGUUUCAACAGAUUCAACAGUAACUUUUAACUAUUCAUUAAAUAUCAUAAAACAAUUUUUGGUUUGUAAAUACAUAUUUUCGCCCUUUUGUAGCACUUGAUAUUGUUAAAAAUGAACAGAAAUAUACUCUGUAAUGUAACAUAGUGCUAUAAA
Centropristis striata (black sea bass) is the source of this 3015-nucleotide messenger RNA. RefSeq names its product mitochondrial intermediate peptidase-like. The transcript has 19 exons. Gene Ontology annotation, molecular function: metalloendopeptidase activity. The record is from RefSeq and is a predicted model, not a curated record. Gene Ontology annotation, biological process: peptide metabolic process. Bases 379 to 2481 code for a protein of 700 amino acids. Gene Ontology annotation, cellular component: mitochondrion. Lineage: Eukaryota; Metazoa; Chordata; Actinopteri; Perciformes; Serranidae.